Messenger RNA from Chara braunii, 929 nucleotides. The record is from the annotation of a GenBank genome assembly. Lineage: Eukaryota; Viridiplantae; Streptophyta; Charophyceae; Charales; Characeae.
GCCGAUCCACAAGAAGGGGGAUAAUUUGAGGUUGUUUCUGAGGGAGUUCGAGGAUUAUGCCUUCAGGAGGGAGUGAGACACCCCAACCAUGUUAUUCAAGGUAAAUGGUGUGGGGGGGUGUCAGUUGAAGAUUGAGGAAAUUAUCACCGACUGUCUGGGGUGGAUGACUUUCAAGACAGAGAUGUGGGCUGAAUAUGGGGACCUGAGGAGAAACGAAAUCGAGGAGGAUAUCAUCUUCGAUGAGACUAAUGUGGAGGAUUUUGAGGAGAGUAUUGCUCUGUGUGCAGAGAAGAAAUGGUGGAAGGAAGAGGAAAAGCUGGAACAGGUAAUGACGAGAGUGGACUCCAGGGAAUAUGAAAAUAUGAAGAAGAUCAAGGAGGAGUCAGAUACCUGGGGACGGUUUCUUGUCAAGUUUAGAAGAACCUACACUCUGGCCAUACAGAAACAGAAGAAAAGACAGUUACUUCAAGAGCAAGGAUUGUGGAUAGGGAGAAGAGGAGACAAGCUGGAAAGGAAAACUCGAAAGAAGAUUGAUGAGGAUGAUGUACCGCUCAGACAGGUGCUUGACAGAAAGAGAACAACAAUUCAGAAGAGAAAUGAAUCAGCAAGCAAGACCACAAGAGUACAAAAGAAGAGAAGAAACGAGGAGAAGAAGCAAAGCGAGGAAGAAGAAAAGGGAGAGAGGGAACAUGAUAUGAUGAGAGCGGAAGAAGGGAAGAAGGAAAUGGAGGAGGUAGCAAAAGAGAAAGAGGGCACAAAAAAGAAGAAGAAGAAGAAAAAAGAGGGAGAGAAGAGACCGGAUAUGGUGAGUGGAGAAGAGGGGAAGAAGGAAGUAGCAAAAGAGAAAGAGGACAAUACGGAGAAGGAAAAGGAGGAAGAAUAGGGGAAUCAAGCUGAGAGAGAGACUGGAGUGGCAGCAACUGAAAAUC